Molecule: messenger RNA, 1023 nt
Organism: Micromonas pusilla CCMP1545
Lineage: Eukaryota; Viridiplantae; Chlorophyta; Mamiellophyceae; Mamiellales; Mamiellaceae
Exons: 2
Coding region: 1-1023 (340 amino acids)
Molecular function (GO): glycosyltransferase activity
Source: RefSeq, a predicted model, not a curated record
AUGAUCACGAGCAACGGCCAGCCGUACAUGAACUGGCAGACGCGCGUGUUCUACCGAACCUGGCUCGCGUCGUCGAAGGAAAAAGGAUCGCCGUUGAAACACUUCACGCGCGUGCUCCACCGCACGCGCGACGACGAGCUCAUGUUAGAAAUUCCGACGGUUCGCAUCGACCCGACGCACGCGGAGUGCGACAACGGGUGCGACUACGCGGUCAAGGACCGUGCGCGGGCGAUCGCGGAGUGGGCGGAGACGAAGGACGCGUGGCGAUGCAGUCACGUGUUGAUGGCGGAGGCGGAUUACGUGAUGCUCAAGUCGCCGCCGCGUUCGGUGAUGUUACAGCGCGGGCACGCGUACGGGUUCUUGUUCGGGUACAUCAUCCCGUGGCACGCGGACGCGCUGCCGGCGUCGAGGGUGUUACAUGACGUCGAGCGUUACGGGCGUUACGAGGACGUGCCGCAGUCGGGGAACGCGCCGCAGGUGAUGCACGGGGACGAUCUGCGAAAGGUCGCCGAGAUCUGGGCGGACCUCGUCGAGCGCGGCGAGGAGGACGAGACCGUCAAGCGCGUGUUCGGGUGGAUUCGCGACAUGUACGCGUUUGAUUUCGCCGCGACGCGAAUCUCGCCGAUGCCCUUGACGAUACACUACCCGCCCGUGCCGUUCAACAAGCUGAUGGCGCAGCCCCCCGCGGACGCGACCGCCGGUCAGGCGUGCAUGCUCCACUACACGUGGUCGCCCAUCAUGAGCGACAAGGACGGGAACGAGGUGUGGAAGUUCGACAAGCGGUCGAUGCCUUUACCGCUGACGCCGCGGCCGACGCCGCCGGCGUGGGAUCCGAGCCGAGGGUUCAAGCUUCAGGCGGGGGAGAUAGUCACGGAGGAAGGGCUUGCGCUGAUGCGCGCGAUGGUGACGCGCUUCAACGAGGCGGUGCGGUCGAUGCCGAAGUUUCCGGAGGGGACGACGGACGCCGCGGGGGUGGCGCGCGCGCGCAGGAACGCCAAGCCGGAGCACGAGCCGUUCUUGUAA